AUGUCUGCCCUGCCCCGAACCAUUGGCCCGAGACUGCUCGCCCCCGCCCUGCGGCCCUCGACGGCGAGGGUCAUGGCCCCAGCCUACCGCUCGUAUGCGACCAAAGAGCCUGGGACCAAGACGAACCCCAGCGAUGCGCCCGAAGCGCCAGUCAACAGCGCCUCGACGCAAAUCCGCGAAGAGAGUGCCGCAGCGGGCAUGAGCCACAAGCCAGACUACGACGCUGUCAUCGAUUACCGAACCUCCAACUUCUCCCCCAUCCCCAAGCGGGUCAUGGACGGGAGUGAGCCUGGCGGCAGUGUUCCUGCAGCCGUUCUUUCUGGCGCCCCCACCGAUCUCCAGGCCCGUCAAGUGCGCAUCUACAAACCCACAAAGACGGCCACACAGUCUGGCAACUGGAACUCUUCACACUGGCUAAUGGACUGGGAUGUCCUGCCGAAGGGUCACCGAUGGGAGAACCAGCUGAUGGGCUGGCAAUCCUCGGCUGACUUUAUGAACGGUCACCGCAUACAGUUCAAGACCAAGGAGGAUGCCAUCAACUUUGCCAACAAGCAGGGCUACGAAUACUUUGUUCAGGAGCCAAAUGAGCGCAAGUUCCGCCCCAAGGCAUAUGCUAACCUGUUCACCUACAAGCCCAAGAAGCUGAAGAUCAUUUACACAAAGUAA
Messenger RNA from Plenodomus lingam JN3, 666 nucleotides. RefSeq names its product NADH:ubiquinone oxidoreductase 21kD subunit (gene NUO21). The record is from RefSeq and is a predicted model, not a curated record. Gene Ontology annotation, biological process: electron transport chain. NCBI's taxonomy places the organism in Eukaryota, Fungi, Ascomycota, Dothideomycetes, Pleosporales, Leptosphaeriaceae.